ACCGACAAAAGACUCUUGACAGGCAGCAAGGAAAAUCCCAUUGUGAUCUGUGACUCACCUAUGACCAGGCUAACACCAGCUAAGCACUUCAUCAAGACAACCACUCGUGAUCCUUCUGUUAGUACUUCUUGAUCUUGUGUAUAGUGUCUAGGCGUGCGCGUGUGAAGGCAGUCAAGCAAAGCUCUUUGACUGCUGGUGGUGGAGAUGAGAUGAAGAGGGUGAAUAGAUUUAAGUUGUACAGUCAUGCUACUGAUCCCACCAGAGAUCUAAAGUCUGUGUAUGCUGUGGCAGGCACUCCCAAGUGGACUGUGUCUGCAUGUACACAGGAGCCUAACCACAAUGGUGGUGCACAGGAGGACCAGGAGGACAAGGGAACCACUGUCUACACACUACCUAUACAGGAGGACAAGGGAACCACUGUCCACACACUACCUAUACAGGAGGACAAGGGAACCACCGCCCACACACUAUCUACACAGGAGGGCAAGGGAACCACUGUCCACACACUACCUAUACAGGAGGACAAGGGAACCACCGCCCACACACUAUCUACACAGGAGGACAAGGGAACCACCGCCCACACACUACCUACACAGGAGGCCGUCUCAAUUACUCACCACACAAACUCCCUUGCAUCAAAUGAACCACCCGAUAUUGCACCAGUGGACAUUGUUAUUUACCCCAAACCAUUUCACAAAUUCUCCCAGGGAUAUAUGGAGACCUUGACUGAUGUUGGGCUUACUAACAGUGACAGACUUGCUCGCUAUGUUCAACUGCUGGAGCGUCUCUUGGCGCAUGCUUACUUCAUUCCUACAAACAGAAUACAAAUAGUUGUGGACACGGUAUUGAAAGUAUCCAACAAACAAGUAUUAUACAGAUUCCAUUCUCUGCUUUGCCAAGACUUGAAGCUGAGACCUAGUGGUACCACCAAUCUUCCAGUGGACUACCUGCAGGACACAUUGCACACUAUCAGCCACAAGCUCUCCUUCACACCCACUCACCUACCCUCUAGGAUUGUGCUACAUUACAUUGCUCUCUUGAAACCACUUCUCUCUUCAUCGCUCACUACCAAGCUAUUAGAUAUGGCUAUAUCUACAUUGUGUGUGCCCCCUUUGGACAGUCUCCCUUCCCCCACACAAGCUGCGCUCUCUCUAAUGGCCUCCCAUUCUCUACCUGGUGACCUAGCAGCUAGGAUCCAACAGCUCACGUCCUAUACAGACAAACACCAACUGCUGCGUUGUAUUCCUCAACUGGAUCUAAGGCUGAAGGUGGUGGAAGUUAUCUUAUCCCAGAGCUUUCAUGGUGACCAUGACAACCAACCUACACCCAAUACAUCUCUUGAGGAGAUCUGUCAGAGGCACUUUACACGGAGACCAUAUCGACCCAACGGUGACCCCCAUGACCUUUGCUAUUUCUUGAGUCUUUUGUUGCUACUAGUGGAAACAUGGCUCCUUCUCCACCACCCCCCACAGUGUGUGGGCAUCAACCACCCCCCUCCUGAGACUCCUCCCCCUAGCGUACAGUGUGUGGGACAUGCAGUGGAUCUAUUGACUAGUAGAUUAUUAGAUGAUGCUUUCUUAACAGACGAAUUAUGUUCACCAAAUGUUUGGCAUCAACUACAACUACUCAAAGCGUUUAGCAACUAAUAAUUUUUUAUUAACUUUACUAGUGGUCUGUAAUAAUUGUUUUGUACUUUUCAUUAAAAUUCACCUUUAUUAAUUUUGGGCAAUGAAUAAUUACUCAUGACGUCA
Messenger RNA from Halichondria panicea, 1751 nucleotides. RefSeq lists its product as uncharacterized. The record is from RefSeq and is a predicted model, not a curated record. Lineage: Eukaryota; Metazoa; Porifera; Demospongiae; Suberitida; Halichondriidae. The coding region runs from base 210 to 1646 and encodes 478 amino acids. The transcript is spliced from 4 exons.